AUGGGACCCCGUGAGACCCCGUGGGACCCCGUGGGACCCCGUGGGACCCCGUGGGACCCCACGAAACCCCGCGAGACCCCACCCCGUGAGACCCCGCGAGACCCCACGAAACCCCGUGAGACCCCGUGGGACCCCGUGAGACCCCGUGAGACCCCCAUGGGACCCCGUGAGACCUCGUGGGACCCCGUGGGACCUCGUGGGACCCCGUGGGACCCCGGACCCCGUGAGACCCCGCGAGACCCCGUGGGACCCCGUGAGACCCCGCGAGACCUCACGAAACCCCGCGAGACCCCGUGGGACCCCGUGAGACCCCGUGAGACCCCAUGGGACCCCGUGAGACCCCCAUGGGACCCCGUGAUACCUCGUGGGACCCCGUGGGACCUCGUGGGACCCCGUGGGACCCCGUGA
Messenger RNA from Lethenteron reissneri (Far Eastern brook lamprey), 408 nucleotides. Its product is annotated as acidic proline-rich protein PRP25-like. The record is from RefSeq and is a predicted model, not a curated record. Lineage: Eukaryota; Metazoa; Chordata; Hyperoartia; Petromyzontiformes; Petromyzontidae.